GGGGAGGUCAUGCUGGACGACUUCAAAAUCAUCUACAUCUCUCCGUUGAAAGCGCUGGUUCAAGAACAAGUUGGAAACCUUGGCCAGCGGUUGGCGCCCUAUGGAAUCAAGGUAGCCGAGCUCAGUGGUGAUCGCCAACUUACGAAGCAGCAGAUUGCUGAAACGCAGAUUAUCGUGACCACCCCUGAAAAAUUCGAUGUCAUCACCAGAAAGGCUUCUGAGACGAGCUACACCAGACUUGUUCGUCUUAUUGUCAUCGACGAAAUUCACCUUCUCCACGACGACCGUGGGCCUGUCAUCGAGAGCAUCGUGAGUCGGACAAUUCGCAAGGUGGAGCAGACCGGAGAUCCUGUGCGAAUCGUUGGUCUCAGUGCUACCCUUCCGAACUACCGUGACGUCGCAAGCUUCCUCCGAGUUGACCCCCUCAAGGGUCUUUUCCACUUCGAUGGGUCUUACAGGCCGUGCCCACUGAAACAGGAGUUCAUUGGUGUCACGGACAAGAAAGCUAUCAAGCAGCUGAAGACAAUGAAUGAUAUCUGCUACAACAAAGUGCUCGAGCAAGUCGGUCAGCGGAGGAACCAAAUGCUAAUCUUCGUUCACUCCCGUAAGGAGACUGCCAAAACUGCCAAGUACAUCCGGGACAAGGCCCUUGAGAUGGAGACCAUUGGUCAGAUUCUGCGGAGCGAUGCUGCAAGCAGAGCAAUUCUGACCGAGGAAGCCGAGUCGGUUAACGAUGCUUCACUCAAAGAUCUGCUGCCUUACGGACUCGGUAUCCAUCACGCUGGUCUGAGUCUUGCAGAUCGUGACUCGGUUCAGGCCCUGUUCGCUGAUGGUAGCAUUCAAGUCCUUGUUUGUACGGCAACACUUGCCUGGGGUGUCAACCUGCCUGCCCAUACGGUGAUCAUUAAGGGCACUCAAAUCUACUCCCCUGAGAAGGGUAGCUGGGUUGAGCUUAGCCCCCAGGAUGUUCUUCAGAUGCUGGGACGAGCUGGACGACCUCAGUACGACACGUUUGGUGAGGGUAUCAUUAUCACCUCCCAGACGGAAAUUCAGUACUACCUGUCGCUCAUGAACCAGCAACUGCCGAUCGAGAGUCAGCUUAUGAGCAAGCUCGCCGACAACAUGAAUGCCGAGAUUGUUCUUGGUAACAUUCGUCAUCGUGACGAGGGAGUUGACUGGCUGGGUUACACUUAUCUGUUUGUCCGUAUGCUUCGUUCACCUGGUCUAUACAGUGUCGGUGCCGAUUACGAGAAUGAUGACGCGCUGGAACAAAAGCGGGUCGAUCUUGUCCACUCUGCAGCCGUCAUUCUGGAGCGGGCAGGGCUCGUCAAGUACGACAAGAAUACGGGGCGCCUACAAUCGACCGAGCUCGGUCGCAUUGCCUCCCACUACUAUAUCGGCCACAACUCUAUGUUGACAUACUCUCAGCACAUUAUGCCAUCGAUCACCCCCAUUGAGUUGUUCCGAAUCUUUGCCUUGAGUGACGAGUUCAAGUACAUCCCGGUUCGCCAGGACGAGAAACUUGAAUUGGCGAAAUUGCUUGGACGUGUGCCCGUCCCCGUCAAGGAGGGUAUCGACGAGCCUCACUCGAAGAUCAAUGUCUUGUUGCAGGCUUACAUCUCCCGGCUCAAGCUCGAAGGCCUUGCUCUGAUGGCUGAUAUGGUCUACGUUACCCAAUCCGCCGGCCGUAUUCUGCGCGCCAUUUUCGAGAUAUCGCUGAAGAAGGGCUGGGCACACGUAGCCAAGACGGCUCUCAACCUUUGCAAAAUGGCUGAAAGACGCAUGUGGCCGACAAUGACACCACUUCGUCAGUUCCCAACAUGUCCUAGGGAUAUUCUGCAGAAAUCCGAAAGGAUCGAUGUGCCCUGGGGCAGCUACUUCGACCUCGACCCUCCGCGUAUGGGUGAACUCCUGGGUAUGCCCAAGGCUGGCCGUGUUGUCUGUGACCUAGUCUCCAAGUUCCCUCGUCUGGAGGUCCAGGCCCAGGUACAACCUGUGACUCGUUCUAUGCUCCGGGUUGAGUUGACCAUUACCCCUAAUUUUGUGUGGGAUGAGGCCCUUCAUGGAAAUGCCCAGGACUUCUGGAUCCUGGUCGAGGACUGUGAUGGCGAGGAAAUUCUCUUCCAUGACCAGUUCUUGCUUCGUGCCGACCAUGCACAGUCCGAGAUGAACGAGCAUCUUGUGGAGUUCACGGUUCCGAUUACCGAACCCAUGCCUCCCAACUACUUCAUUUCCCUCGUCUCUGACCGUUGGAUGCACUCGGAAACCAAGAUUGCUGUUUCCUUCCAGAAGCUGAUUCUCCCUGAGCGUUUCCCGCCUCACACCCCUCUGUUGGACAUGCAGCGCGCUCCAAUCAAGGCUCUGAAGCGCGAAGACUUCCAGCAACUGUAUCCCGAGUGGCAAUACUUCAAUAAGAUCCAGACACAGACCUUCAAGUCUUUGUACGAUACCGAUGAUAACGUCUUUGUUGGUUCUCCUACUGGUAGUGGAAAGACCGUUUGCGCGGAACUUGCGCUGCUUCGCCAUUGGGGCCAGGAAAACAGUGGCCGUGCUGUCUAUAUCGCCCCGUUCCAAGAGCUGGUUGACCAGCGCCUUGUAGAUUGGGAGAAGCGGCUCGGCAACCUGGCUGGCGGAAAGACUAUCGUGAAGCUUACUGGAGAGACAACAGCCGACCUCAGACUCCUCGAACAAGCAGACCUCGUGCUCGCCACUCCCACUCAGUGGGAUGUCCUGUCUAGACAGUGGCGCAAGCGCAAGAACGUGCGGACGUUGCAGCUGUUCAUUGCAGAUGAGCUACACAUGCUCGGCGGCUAUGGGGGAUACGUGUACGAGGUGGUGGUCUCGCGUAUGCACUCUAUGGCGCUCGAAACCGAGAGUGGCAUGCGCAUUGUUGGACUGACCGUUCCACUUGCCAAUGCUCGCGAUAUUGGUGAGUGGAUUGGCGCCAAGAAGCACACGAUCUACAACUUUAGCCCGCAUGCCCGACCGGUGCCUCUCGAGCUUCAUAUCCAGUCGUUCACCAUUCCUCACUUCCCUUCGCUCAUGCUAGCGAUGGCCAGGCCUGCAUAUUCUUCAAUUCUUCAGCUAUCGCCUGACAAGCCUGCCAUUGUUUUCGUACCUAGCCGCAAGCAGACGCGCUCUACCGCCAUGGACCUGUUGGCUGCCUGCGCUACGGAUGACGAUGAAGACCGCUUCCUCAACGCUGACCUCAAUGAGCUAACACCUCUCCUCAGCCGUCUUCAAGAGCGGACGCUCGCCGAAUCCCUUUCUCACGGUAUUGGCUACUACCACGAAGCUCUCAGUCCUACGGAUAAGCGGAUUGUCGCCCACCUUUUCACCAUCGGUGCCAUCCAAGUACUGCUUGCGUCCAGGGAAGUAUGCUGGGAGCUCAAUCUCACCGCCCAUCUGGUGAUCGUCAUGGGAACACAGUUCUUUGAAGGCCGGGAGCACCGUUACAUCGACUACUCCAUCAGCGAGGUUCUCCAGAUGUUUGGCAGAGCUUCUCGGCCCGGCGAGGACAAGCUUGGUCGCGGUGUGCUCAUGGUUCCCGCUGUCAAGCGCGAAUACUACAAGAAGUUCCUGAACGAAGCGCUGCCUGUUGAGAGUCAUCUGCAAGCUUACUUGCAUGACGCUUUCGUCACGGAAGUCAGUACUAGGACAAUCACGUCCACCCAGGAUGCCAUCGAUUGGAUGACGCACACCUACUUCUAUCGCCGUCUCCUCGCCAACCCCAGCUUCUACGGUCUCACUGAUGUCAGCCACGAGGGCCUCAGUACCUUCCUGUCCGAACUCCUGGAGAACACGCUGAAGGAACUGUCCGAUGCCAAGAUCGUUGAUCUUGACGAGGAGGAUGACAGUGUUUCGCCUUUGAACGCGGCCAUGAUCGGGUCUUACUACAACAUCUCGUUCAUCACCAUGCAGACAUUCCUGCUCUCUCUCUCGGCUCGUACGAAGCUCAAGGGUAUUCUGGAGAUUGUCACGUCCGCCACGGAGUUCGAAUCCAUCCAGAUGCGCCGUCACGAAGACCACAUCCUUCGUCGCGUGUACGACCGUGUCCCCGUCAAGAUGUCCCAGGUCGCCUACGAUUCGCCGCACUUCAAGUCCUUCGUGCUGCUGCAAGCCCACUUCUCGCGCAUGCAGCUGCCGAUUGACCUUGCCAAGGACCAGGAGGUCAUUGUCAGCAAGGUUCUCAACCUUCUCAGCGCCUGUGUCGACGUUCUCUCGUCCGAGGGUCACCUGAACGCAAUGAACGCCAUGGAGAUGUCCCAAAUGGUCGUCCAGGCCAUGUGGGACCGGGACAGCCCUCUCAAGCAGAUCCCCCACUUCAGCCCCGACGUCAUCAAGGUGGCCAACGAGUACAACAUCAACGACAUCUUCGAAUUCAUGGAGUCCAUGGACCCAUCCGAGAACAAGAACUACGGCACCCUAAUCAAGCGCAUGGGCCUAGACAACAAGCAACUGGCCCAGGCCGCCGCCUUCACCAACGAGAAGUACCCCAACAUCGAGCUGGACUUCGAGGUCGAGGACCCCGAGAACAUCACCUCGGGUGAGCCGGCCUAUCUCAAGAUCAAGAUCGACCGGGAGGUCGAGGAGGAUGAAGAGCCCGACACCACCGUCCACGCCCCCUUCUACCCCAACAAGAAGAUGGAGAACUGGUGGUUGGUUGUCGGCGAUGAGAAGUCCAAGAACCUCCUGGCUAUCAAGCGCGUCACUAUCGGUCGCAAGCUGGAGCUACGUCUCGAGUACAUCGUGCCUACGCCCGGUGAGCAUGAGCUGUCCCUGUACUUGAUGAGUGAUAGCUACGUUGGCGUGGAUCAGGCUCCUACGUUCACGGUCACGGCGGCUGAAGGAAUGGAGGAGGAUGAGAGCGAGGAAGAGGAGGACGAGGAGUAGGCUGAUCUGCGUGCUCUUCUCUGCUGGAGGUUGCCUUUUGAUGAUUUCUUUAUGCUUCGCAUUUCUGUAAUUAUA
Messenger RNA from Aspergillus heteromorphus CBS 117.55, 4968 nucleotides. RefSeq names its product ATP-dependent RNA helicase BRR2. The transcript has 2 exons. Gene Ontology annotation, cellular component: nucleus. Gene Ontology annotation, molecular function: ATP binding; nucleic acid binding. Lineage: Eukaryota; Fungi; Ascomycota; Eurotiomycetes; Eurotiales; Aspergillaceae. The record is from RefSeq and is a predicted model, not a curated record. Bases 10 to 4893 code for a protein of 1627 amino acids.